Cottoperca gobio is the source of this 3853-nucleotide messenger RNA. It is a transcript of the gene tox4b, whose product is annotated as TOX high mobility group box family member 4 b. The transcript is spliced from 11 exons. Lineage: Eukaryota; Metazoa; Chordata; Actinopteri; Perciformes; Bovichtidae. Gene Ontology annotation, molecular function: chromatin DNA binding. Gene Ontology annotation, biological process: regulation of transcription by RNA polymerase II. The record is from RefSeq and is a predicted model, not a curated record. Bases 672 to 2768 code for a protein of 698 amino acids. Gene Ontology annotation, cellular component: nucleus.
GCUGACCCCUUCCAUUCCGCCCGUAAUCCGUGGCUCUGGAUCCAUUGAGCAGCCUGGCCCGGGCCAACACGAAGCAAAAGACACGGAUUCGGUCUGCGUCCCUGUCAGACACCUUGAAACGAUCAUUGUCGUCUUCCAGACCUCUCGAGCAGAAUUAACAGUUACAUUCAUGUUAUUAUGGUCUGUCUGUUAGCUGCGGUCAUUGAUUGAAUGCUACGUUUGAGGACCGACAGACAAUCGGGCGCCUGGCUGGUCGUGAAGUAAAGAGUACUGCUGCUUUGCGUCAAAGCCAGCUAAAGCUAAACCGUGAUAGGACAAGUCAGCAAGAAAGACGGGUUAAUAGCCACGUUACCCCCUCGGUAGCUAGCCUGCCAGCAGACAGGUUAUUUUUGGCACGGCUGCUGGCGUACACAUGCUCAGUUUUAGUGGCGUGAGCUAGCUGAACAUCUGCAAAAGCUGUCAGUGUUGUUGGUUUCAUAAGAAAUAAGGUUACAGCUCAUUUAGACUCGGUUUUUUGGAGGGUUGGUAUCUCCGCCUACUAGCUACCUGAAGCGACUUUAACCCCAGACAGUCAAAUAUAUUUAAAAUAAAGGGAAUUUCAGUUAAUUGCGCAACAUCUUGUUGAACUGAAGAGGGGCCUCAUAGCUAACAUAUGAGGCCCAGUUGAAAAGAUGGACCUGAAUUUUUAUUCGGAUUUAACGGACGGUACCGGGCAGCACGACGGUGAUCCAGAGUUCCUGGAUCCGCAGUCUUUCAAUGGAUUUGACACUGACAACAAGUUCCCUGGAGGCAGUGACAACUACCUGACAAUCUCUGGGUCCGGCCAUCCCUUCCUCUCCUCUUCAGAGUGUGCCACUAAACCCAUUGACCUCUUCAACCUCGCUGGAUCUGCUGGUGGAACGUUCCACACCCCCAGCCUCGGCGAUGAAGAGUUCGAGAUACCUCCCAUCUCUUUGGAUCCGGACUCCGCCCUCACCGUGUCCGAUGUGGUGUCCCACUUCGGGGAGCUGUCGGACACCGGCCCCUCCGACAGCGUGGUGGUACCCGGGAACGCCGUGGUGGAAGGGGACGACCCCUCGUUCGCCUCCACUUUCGUCAACGCCCCCUCACAGGGACUGGAGCACCUGAGUCUGGGAGUCAUCAACCAGUCGGGGGGAAGUGCUCUGUUGGGGUCGUCGCUGGGAAUGGACCUCGGUCAUCCCAUCGGCUCUCAGUUCAGCAGCUCGUCCCCGGUCACCAUCGACGUCCCGCUGGGUGACAUGAGCCAGGGCCUGCUGGGCUCCAACCAGCUGACCACUAUCGACCAGUCGGAGCUCAGCGCCCAACUGGGGCUGAGCUUGGGAGGCGGGAACAUGUUGCAACACCCCCAGUCGCCUGAUAACCCUCUGUCGGCCACGGCGUCGCCCACCAGCUCGCUCCAGGACGACGACAUGGAUGACUUUAGAAGGAUAGGACAGAUAGACUGGAAAGGGGGAGAGAGAGGGGAUGACAUGCAGCAAAGGGCCACAGGUUGGAUUCAACCCCCGGUCGCUACCUUAAGGACUCAGCCGUGUUACAUGAGUUGCCCGUCCUACCAGAGCGUCCUGGUGGAAUCUCCGGUCUCUCUCGCCGUCUCUUCCGGAGUCAUCUCCCUCGACCCGUCCCUGUCCGAGUCUCCGCUCUCCGCCCCCACCGCCAGCGUCCCUCCGGCUGUCCGGAAGAAGAAGAAUAGUAAUAACAAGAAAGACCCCAACGAGCCUCAGAAACCUGUGUCGGCCUACGCUUUGUUCUUCAAGGACACACAGGCGGCGAUUAAGGGACAAAACCCCAACGCUACCUUUGGAGAAGUUUCUAAGAUAGUGGCGUCCAUGUGGGACAGCCUGGGGGAGGAGCAGAAACAGGUUUACAAAAGGAAAAACGAAGCUGCAAAGAAGGAUUACCUGAAGGCACUGGCAGAGUACAGAGACGGACAGCUUUCUCAGGCCCCUAUAGAAGUCAUGGACACCUCCCCGUCGCCCCCAUCGCCUCCGCCUCCAGCCUUGGCUGCCGCUGCCAUAGCAACAGCCGCCUCCAGCCUCGCCGCUCGCACCACCAGGUCGCAGCAUUACAACCCCGAGGAGAACACCAUCACCAACAUCUGCACCUCUAACAUCAUCCUGGACCUGCCUCAGGUCACCACACGCUCCCGCACCGGCGCCAACAAACCCCAACCUCCGCCCGCUCCCCCGCCGAACCCCCCCACCGUCACCAAGAUCAUCAUCAAACUGACGGCCGCCUCCUCGCCACGCCAGCCGCCACCGCUGCAGCAGAUGCAGAGCACCCCUCUCCCGCCUCGGCUGCAGCAGAUGGUGCACGCCCAGGCCCCUCCACCUCUACAGGCCAAGCCGCGAGGCGCUGCCACAGCUCCGCCGCCGCUGCAGAUCAAGGUCGUCCCAUCGUCGCGGCAGUCGGAUUCAAGCGCGCCGAUCAUUGUGACGUCGGCCGGUGAAGCGCCCACGUCGGGUCUGACGGUGGAGAUGGGACAGUCGGCUGAUGUGAUGACGGAGGGAGAGGAAGUGGCGGAGGCAGAGGAAGGGAUGGAGGUUGAGGUGAACGUUGCCACUGUCCCGAGUGUGUCUCCCGCCGCCAGCCGUAACAUAUGCGUGCGCGCCGGCUGCACCAAGCCCGCCGUGGAGUGCAAAGACUGGGACAAGGAGUACUGUAGCAACGAGUGUGUCGCCACACACUGCAGAGAUGUGUUCAUGGCCUGGUGCGCCAUCCGAGGGCAGAACUCCACCACGGUUGCAUAGGGAGAGGACGAACACAGAGACACAUGAGAUGCAAACGGAGGAAUGAAACGAAUGAUCAGGCUCAGGUAUCGGCACAUAAUGGUCUGUUGUAUCGAGAACCAGGAGGGGGACGGUCACGGGAAAGUAUUUGAAAAUCACUACAAUGUACCGCUCUGCGGCGGACACGUUCACUCCAGCCGAAAACCUAACUUGGGAGACGCUGCGGCGGGAAAGACGGCUCGGUACAAGGACAUGAUGCUGAAGAUAAAGCAGAAGAUUAAUCAUCUAUUGUAAAAAGUAUGGACUUGAUAAAAACAACAAAAAAAAGUUUUAUAUGAACCUACGGUGUUAUUAAUUGUUUUGAGAAAAGAAAAAGAAAAAGUGCAGAAAGGAAAUCAUGAGUUUCUUUUUAUUCAUUUUUAAAAUUCCACUUCAAAUCUGUACGCUCUUCCCUUUACUGUUACUUUGGGGAUUCAUUGAUUGUUCUUCGGUAAUGUGUAGCGGGUGCUUUAGAGAUUCUACGUACAAACCAGCAACAACUGGGCAAAGCACAAACGAUCUUAACGAUAGUUUGGAGUCAUACAAAAAAGGGUAAAAUGCCAUUUUGUGACGACGUGGAGAGGAAUCUGCAGUUCAUCGCCUCUUUAAGCCACGUUGGGAGGGAAAUAAGCUACAGUCACGCAAAGGAUUUGAAUUAAAACUUUGAAUACAGGUGCUAAAAUCCAGGAGAAGAAAAAUAACUCUGUUCUCCACUGCUGCUGAAAUACCCCCGCAACACAAGAGCUUUUUAAAUAUGUGGUGCAUAUUGUGUUUAAUCAACAUCUGUGGUGAACAAAUAUUGGGACUGAAAUAAACACACCAGCUCAGACAACACUACUGUAAGGGGAAAGGGAAAACUAUAUGAAGAAGCUUUACUUUAUAACAUAACAGUGUUUAAUUUAAGAACAUUUGCUUUCAGGUCUGUUGAAUAAUCAAGGAAGGGAAUGGUUGCUUCCAAAAAAAAAACUGUUCCCAGUCAGAUGAAAUGCAGUAAUCUGGUCUGGUUUAUUGUAGAUAUCCUGGAAAUGUUUUUAAUGGUGAAAUAAAAUAUUUUAUGUUUUAAUAUA